Molecule: messenger RNA, 610 nt
Organism: Gossypium raimondii (Peruvian cotton)
Lineage: Eukaryota; Viridiplantae; Streptophyta; Magnoliopsida; Malvales; Malvaceae
Exons: 5
Coding region: 16-399 (127 amino acids)
Source: RefSeq, a predicted model, not a curated record
GACUUCUUGCAAAGGAUGGAACACCUCCCACAAGUUGACACUUUUCUAUUAAUUGUAAUUCCUUCGGGAAAUAUAAAUCCAAAUUUCAACAAGCCGAGCAAAGACGGGAGUCGAGAAAAAAUUCCUCUUUUCCUUCCGUCAACGGGCUUAAUCUUUGUUUGGUUCCCGAGAAUAUCAACAAUGACUCGCGGCAACCAGAGAGAAAAAGAUAGAGAAAGGGCUCAAUCCAGGUCAGGCAACAAAGGGAAAGCUGGUUCCAAGGACGAUGGAUUGACCCCUGAACAACGCCGUGAAAGAGAUGCAAAGGCCUUACAAGAAAAGGCCGCGAAGAAGGCAGCGCAGGCGGCAGCUGGAGGUAACACUGCCGGCGGUGCUGGUGGAAGUAAAAACAAGAAAUAAUAUAAUAAAGACGGUGAGAUGAUCUACCGUGGAGGUUAAAGUUAGUGUUAAUUUGUUGAUCGGGGAAUUUGAUCUUUGGUUUCCAGUCUUCGUUUCGUGUUUUUUAAAGUUCAACAAACCCUCGGCUUGCUUAUAUAUUUGGCAUUGAUGUUGACUGUUAAUGGAAUUGAUUUCCUAUAUAGCGUUAUGGAAUUUUUCGUUUCUAUGAUUA